Clonostachys solani is the source of this 4440-nucleotide messenger RNA. Lineage: Eukaryota; Fungi; Ascomycota; Sordariomycetes; Hypocreales; Bionectriaceae. The record is from the annotation of a GenBank genome assembly.
AUGGCUCCGUGGCAGACUCACACGUGCCCCUCAGACGACACCUUUGGGCCGAUAGUUCAUGGGUGUCGCGAUGACUUUGAUUUCACCCUCCUGUUUGAACACCUUUUUUUCACCAUUGUCCCAUGUGCAAUAUUCAUCUUUGCUUCCUCUUACAAAAUUACACGAUUAUGCCGUGCCGAGCAGAUCGCAAAUGGAAAACUACUUCAAAGGAUCAAAUCUGCAGUCCACCUUGCGCAUUCACUCCUUCGCCUAGCUAUUCUAUAUAAUUUGAGUAAAAAAACUGUCAUCGGCUAUAACAGUGCGCGUCUUCAUAAUAUCGAAAUAACAGCUGCAGCAUGUGCCCUCCUUGCCGCUCUCACAGCUCUCAUUUUGUCAUGGCUGACGCACUCACGAUGCCUGCGGCCUUCAUUCACCUUGACCAUUUUCCUCUUCCUCACAUUUCUCCUCAAUGGAGCUCAGUCCAGAACUCUCUUAACCAUAUCACCAUCGUCAUGGGGCAUCGGGUACAUAUUCUCCACCGCAACAUGCGUUAAAGCACUUGCUCUGUUGCUCGAGAGCUAUCCCAAGACCUGGGCAUCUGGGCCAAAACAUCCCAGCCCAGAGCCGACUCUUGGGAUAUUCAGCAUUAUGACCUAUUGUUGGCUGAACCCCCUCAUUCUACUUGGGUCCCGAAAGCUCCUUGGGGUCUCUGAUUUAUAUAAUUUGGAUCCACCAAUGACAUCCAAAGAGCUGGAUCCCAAGUUCUGGGUAUCUUGGAAUACAUCGAGUAAUUGGAAAGGGAAGACCCGAUUGCUUGUUGCCCUUUGGAGGGCGAUGAAGUGGGAGCUGCUCGCGCCCGUGAUACCACGACUUGCAAAGCUUGGUUUUGGCCUUUGCCAACCUUUUCUGAUCCAGGCUGUCGGGCACUUCCUGUCCAACCCCAAGACGUCCGAGUGGGCACCAGAAGGUAGAGCACUCGUCGGAGCAACUGCAGUGAUCUACCUGGGCUCGGCAGGCUCUCUGGGACUGUACCAAUAUUACAACCAGAGGGCAAGCAGCUUCCUUCGUGGCCUCCUGGUCGUCGGAAUUUACAGAAAGACGACAGAGCUGAGGUUGUCGUCGGAUGAUAGUAAGGCGUCUCUGACUUUGGUGAGUGCUGAUGUGGAACGAAUUCAGCAGGGUGCCCACGGAUUUCAUGACAUUUGGGCCAGCAUAAUCGAGUUCUUCAUAGUCGCUUGCUUGCUGUACCUUCAAGUAGGCCUUGCGUUCCUUGUCCCGAUCGCGGUAGCUAGCAUAUGCUUCCUCAUCACAGUGGGCAUUGGGAAAACAGCUCCUCGACUCCAGAGAGCAUGGGUGGACGCCACCGAAAAGCGAAUUGGGAUCACAGCGACUCUUAUUGAGAAUAUGAAAAGCAUCAAGAUUAUGGGAGUGAAUAAACAGCUGGGCGACUUUGUUCAGACCAUGAGGGAUGCUGAGAUUGAUGCGGGCUCAAGUUUCCGCAUGACAAUCAUUUAUUCAGUAACUUGUUCAUAUGCUCCCAUGAUCCUUUCCCCUCUCCUGACAUUCGCAGCAACCAGCAGAGACUUUGACACCACAAGAGCAUUUACUUCACUGGCCUUCAUCAGACUGCUCACGAUACCCCUGGGCAAGUUGUUUCAGCUUCUCCCAGCUUUGGUUUCGGCAACAGCCUGCUUCGAUAGGGUUGCUUCAUACUUGGAGGCCGAAUCCCGUUCAGAUUACCGGCUGAGAUCCUUUGUGCCAUCAGAGGUACCAAAUGGGUCCAAUUCUGCGCGCCCAAGAGAGAAUGACGCACUAAAUAACGAACAUACAACGGCGUCUUCAAACACAACUCCAGCUUUUUCUAUCAAGGAUGGCUAUUUCGGGUGGAGAGACAACAACUUCGUCUUGCGCCAAAUCAACCUGUCAAUUCCCCAAUCAAAAGUCACUAUGGUUGUUGGACCAGUAGCCUCUGGCAAGUCUACAUUCUGCAAGGCUCUUCUCGGAGAGGUUCCUUACGUCAAAGGACACGUUUACUUUACCCCAAGACUCUCGGCAAUCGGAUUUUGCGACCAGUCCCCGUACAUACCGAACGCGAGGCUGCGAGACGUCAUCGUAGGUCACGGUCAGUACGACGAAGUCUGGUAUAAGGAGGUUCUUGAAGCCACGGCUCUAAGUCAAGAUAUCGCCACUUUUUCCCAAGGGGACCAAUCUAUGACUGGUUCGAACGGGUGCAAUUUGAGUGGAGGGCAGCGUCAGAGAGUUGCUAUCGCGCGUGCACUUUAUGUCAGACCAUCGGUGUUCGUUUUUGAUGAUAUUUUCAGCGCGCUAGACAAGAAGACCGAGGAUUCAGUCUUCUCAAAUUUGUUUGGAUCCAAUGGCUUGAUUUGCAGAUUGAGAGCCACUGUUGUCCUCUGCAGUCAUUCAACUAAGCACCUGGCCUGGGCCGAUCUAAUCAUUGCCUUGGGAGCCGAUGGCAAGGUUAAAGAUCAAGGAACGUACCAGGAGCUUAAAGAAAACCAGGAAUAUACGCACUCUCUGGACAUAGUUGAGACUCAGAACGCCAGGGAUGAGCCUGGCGGCUCCGACUCUCAAGAAUCUGACGAUUUACAUGUCGCACAGCCAGAUUCCACACCGGAGUUUGAAAUCGAUAAUCGCCAAAGGCACAUUGGGGAUUUCGCCGUGUACAAGCGUUAUCUAUCCACUCUUGGUCCAGUGUUGCUAUGUCUCUUCUUUCUCUUGACCCUGGCGUACAGUUUCUGUGACCAAUUUGGAACCAUUUGGCUAAAGUUCUGGUCAGACUACAAUACUAAGCACCCUGGUGAUAAAUCACAAUAUGGGUUUUACCUGGGCACUUAUGCUCUGAUUCAGAUAUCUUGUCUGGCUUGCAUGGGCGGAUUUACCGCUGUAACAUGCAUCCAGUUGAUCAAGAACUCUGGCCAUCUCUUUCACUUGCGAGCUAUCAACACGCUGAUGGCUGCGCCUUUAAGUCUAUUUAGCAUGACGCCAUCUGGUAUAUUGCUCAACAGGUUUGCACAAGAUCUCAAUAUCAUAGAUACUGAGAUCAAAGAAUACCUUUCAGAUCUUGUCAUAUGUAUUGAGAUAUCUUUUGCUAUGGCCAUCAUCAUUGCCACAGCGUCCCCAUACGUGGCAUUGUCAUACCCCUUCUUGGGCGUGUUGCUUUAUCUACUUCAAAAGAUAUAUUUGAAAACCUCAAGGCAGCUUCGCUUCCUAGAUCUUGAGACCAAGAGUCCAAUAUUCACCCAUUUGCUGGAAACGCUUUCUGGACUUUCAACCAUCCGGGCUUUCGGCUGGAAUAAUGCCCUCGCAGCCACCAACCACACCCUCGUGGACAAUUCUCAACGCCCUGCAUACCUCCUGGCUCUUAUCCAGAGUUGGCUAGCUGUCAAUCUUGCACUGAUGGUUGCCGUUCUGGCAGUUCUAGUUGUGGCUCUGGUCACAGCCUUUCGUGCAGAUGUUGGUCUUGCUGGGGCAUCCCUAGUUCUAUUAAUGAGUUUCGGUACUCUCCUCUCAAAUACAGUGAACAAUUGGACGCAACUAGAACUAGGCAUGGGUGCAGUGAGCAGAAUGGAAACCUUUUGCGAGACGGUAAAGAACGAAAGCCAGGGCGACGCGGCUGAGAUGCCGUCUAAAGACUGGCCACGGUACGGAGAAAUUAAGAUGAGAGAUGUUUUCGCUUCAUACCAGUAUAUGCAACAUUCGAGAAAUACCUUCAGCGAUCAACCUUAUCCGUCGAUCACCAGAAACCAGGCUCUUGCUGUCAAGGAGCUCAACUUCACCAUCAGGGCCGGGGAGAAAAUCGCAGUGGUUGGACGCACAGGAAGUGGCAAGUCGUCGAUUGUACUCCUUCUUCUACGCCUGCUUGACCCUCUGCCCUCCGACAAUCAGACAAUUACAAUUGACGGGGUACUUCUGAGCAAAGUAGAUCGUGAUACUGUGCGCUCCAGAAUCAUUGCAAUACCGCAAGAUACCUUCUUGCUUCCCGAAGGAACCUCCUGGCAUGUCAACCUGGACCCAUACGCGGUCGCCUCUCUUGACGAAUGCGAGUCAGCGUUGAAGCAAGUCGGGCUGUGGACUUUGAUUCUCGGGCAUGGAGGGUUGGAGGAGCCCAUGAAGGCAGACUUCCUUAGCCAAGGCCAAAAACAACUGUUUGGUAUCGCGAGAGCCGUGCUUCGUGCACGCGUUAGGGCCCGACUGCUCUCCACGCAAGGUGCUCAUGAUACUGGUGCGACGAGACUGGGUGGUGUUGUGCUUCUAGAUGAGGUGUCGGCAAGUGUCGACAGCGUCACAGACUCGCUGAUCCACGAAAUUUUACACCAGGAAUUUGAAGGGUACACAAUUCUAGAAGUCACGCACAAGGAGCACACACUACAGAAUUUCGACCGGGUCAUGGUAUUGGAGAAUGGCGCCAUCAAAGAAUUUCGGGAUGUGGCGAAGUCGUAA